Messenger RNA from Dentiscutata erythropus, 193 nucleotides. The record is from the annotation of a GenBank genome assembly. Lineage: Eukaryota; Fungi; Glomeromycota; Glomeromycetes; Diversisporales; Gigasporaceae.
AUCUAGGGAGUGGGUUGUUGACCUUCACAUUAAUGAUGAUAAAUAUAAUGAUCCUCCUAUAAAGUUAAUACACAUAUUACCCAAUGAAGCUGUAAAAAAAUCAUUAGAAGGUAAGAAAAUCUUUGCAGAUCCAGCUGUCAAGCACAAAAGGCCUAUAGGUUAUAAUGAACCCCUCCUAUCAUCUGAUGUUAAA